AAACAGGGAGUCGGGAAUCCUGGGAUAGUGGCGGACCUUCAGUUGGUCUCUCUGAAGGCUGAGUCCUGGGGAACCAGGACCGAGAAGAUUUCGAAGGUGGAGGAGCGUGUCCCAGGAUUGGGGCUACCUAUUCCUUCGUGGGGCAGGGAAGGGGCGGACAGCAAUGCCUGUUUUGGAGGACUGGACUGAGAUGUGACCCCAAAGUGAAGUGUUACUGCUUCCAAGCGAGAUGAGCGUCACCUUUCACACCCCUGCCCCCCCCGGGGUUGGAAAAGCCACGGAUCGUUCCAGCGGCCGAGCAGCUCUUAGCGCUUUGGACUCGGCUGUCAUGAAGAUAAACGGGUACCAGAAAAACUUAUAGGAGUAGCAAUAGCUACUUGGAUGGAGGCCAGGAGCCAAGAAAAAUCGAAACACGCUGCCAGUGCCCAUUAGAUGGAUGAGAAAUGAGAAAGAUAUUAGACUUCAAAUCACCGAAAGCAAAGCCGACUUCCUAGGGCGCUGGCGCUAAGAGACGUCACCCCCGCGCAUAACUGACAUGGCGCCCUCUCAGUCGGCGUUUCCGGGCGGGUCCUUCCGACGGCCCCCGCGGUGAUUCCAUCACUCCGUUUCCUUCCCGGCCUGCCUCGCGCCCGCAGCCGGGCUGGGCCAGAACAGCCCAAGAUGGCCGACUUCGAUGAUCGUGUGUCGGAUGAGGAGAAGGUACGCAUAGCUGCUAAGUUCAUCACUCAUGCACCCCCAGGGGAAUUUAAUGAAGUAUUUAAUGAUGUUCGGCUACUGCUUAAUAAUGACAAUCUCCUCAGGGAAGGGGCAGCACAUGCAUUUGCGCAGUAUAACAUGGAUCAGUUCACGCCUGUGAAGGUAGAAGGAUAUGAAGAUCAGGUCUUAAUUACAGAGCAUGGUGACCUGGGUAAUAGCAGAUUUUUAGAUCCAAGAAACAAAAUUUCAUUUAAAUUUGAUCACCUACGGAAAGAAGCAAGUGACCCCCAGCCAGAAGAAGUUGAUGGAGGUUUGAAGUCUUGGAGAGAAUCCUGUGACAGUGCUUUAAGAGCCUAUGUGAAAGACCAUUAUUCCAACGGCUUCUGUACUGUUUAUGCUAAAACUAUUGAUGGGCAACAGACUAUUAUUGCAUGUAUUGAAAGCCACCAGUUUCAGCCUAAAAACUUCUGGAAUGGUCGUUGGAGAUCAGAGUGGAAGUUCACCAUCACACCACCUACAGCCCAGGUGGUUGGAGUGCUUAAGAUUCAGGUUCACUAUUAUGAAGAUGGCAAUGUUCAGUUGGUUAGUCAUAAAGAUGUACAGGAUUCACUAACCGUUUCGAAUGAAGCCCAAACUGCCAAGGAGUUUAUUAAAAUCAUAGAGAAUGCAGAAAACGAGUAUCAGACAGCAAUUAGUGAAAACUAUCAAACAAUGUCAGAUACCACAUUCAAGGCCUUGCGCCGGCAGCUUCCAGUUACCCGCACCAAAAUCGACUGGAACAAGAUACUCAGCUACAAGAUUGGCAAAGAAAUGCAGAAUGCUUAAAGGCUGAAUGUAGAAUUCUCCAGUAUGUGGAAAGACAAGGAUUCAACAUGUGGUCAUAUGAUAAAUAAGUGAUUUAUAAACAAGAGUGAUAUUUUGCUAGGGCUUUCAAAGUUAACCAGUUUUCUAGCCUCAUGGAAUACUGUUGAACCUAUAGCAUUGUCUUGAUUCUUUUGUGUUCUCUGCCUUGUAAUUUUCUGUUAUUGCUAUAUCUACGUGUAAAUUUUUUUUUUUUUUUGUUAAUUCUGCCACAUUUAAUGUUGGAGAGAGAAAGAUCUAUCCUAGAGACAUUUUACUGUUUAAAAAAGUUUCCUAGCCAUGAAGCCCUGCUACUGAUUUAGACAAGGUAUUACGGUCAUUACUUUCUACCCCUAUCCUUCCAAGCUCCAAGCACUUCUGGUACUUCAGUGGUUUUUACUGAUCCACCAACACCUAAAAAGACUAUGCUACAAUCUAUAGCUAAAUGGAAGACACAUUCAUCCUUCUCCCUCUGACUGCUUUGAUCAUCAUUUAUUGCAUCUCAUAACUGUAAUUUUCCAAAGUUUGGAUUGGGACUUUUCAGGUCCUUUUUGGAGGGCAAAGGAAGUGCCAGCUUCUCUGGGGAACUUGUUUUUAAAUCCAAAGACUUGAACCACAUUCCCUGCACAGAACGUGUUUGCUUUUAUCCCUUCUUCCAUUGUCUCCUUCCCAUUUUAGUACCAUUGUAGUUAUAGACAUCUGCAUUUUUAGAAGGGUUUUACCCAUUUAUUUUUUUUAAACAUUCAAGAACUGCUGACAUACUGUGGAUAUAGAGUAUAAAACUUGAAAAAUGCAGAUGUUGAAGGAAUAAUAGGUAUCUUGUGCUUUAAUACUUUAUGGCAGGAUUGUACUAUAAGCAAAUGAAUUAAACAGCUAUGUAAAUCACAAACAAAAAGUAAAAAUGAACCAAAGUGAAAAGGAUAACUUCCAGGCAGUAUCUUUCUAUUGUAACCUGUUAUUUAAGGAAAUACUAGUGAUUUAUUCUAAAUAGGAUGUAAAACUUAUUUCAAAUUACUCUUCCUCUGUCCUACCUGCCAAGAACUCAAGUGUAACUGUGAUAAAAUAACCUUUCCCAGGUAUAUUGGCAGGUAUGUGUGUAAUGUCAGAAUACACAGGUGACAUAGAUAUGAUAUGACAACUGGUAAUGGUGGAUUCAUUUACAUUGUUUACACUUCUAUGACCAGGCCUUAAGGGAAGGUCAGUUUUUUAAAAAAUCAAGUAGUGUCUUCCUACCUAUCUCCAGAUACAUGUCAAAAAAGAAAGGUGUUUGUGCUUCAGUUUUGUUUUUGCUCAGUAAUAUAGUCAAGCAACAGUUUGUUUCUAAGUGACCCAUUGAGCUGUGUAUGCAUUUUUAUUUCAAAUAAAAUAUAUUUGUAUUAUUUGUCAUUCAUACUAUCCAUCCAUACCACACUAUCUUCUGUAUCAGGUAGUCUAAUAGAAAUAUACCUGUUUUGUUCUAAAA
Molecule: messenger RNA, 2998 nt
Organism: Cebus imitator (Panamanian white-faced capuchin)
Lineage: Eukaryota; Metazoa; Chordata; Mammalia; Primates; Cebidae
Gene: CAPZA1
Product: capping actin protein of muscle Z-line subunit alpha 1
Exons: 10
Coding region: 661-1521 (286 amino acids)
Biological process (GO): actin cytoskeleton organization; barbed-end actin filament capping
Cellular component (GO): F-actin capping protein complex; actin cortical patch
Molecular function (GO): actin filament binding
Source: RefSeq, a predicted model, not a curated record